AUGCCCAUCAUGAAGAUCUCACCACUGGUCCGGCGUCGAGAGCAGCAUCAGCGGAAUAUCCAUCGAUUGAUGCAUGAAGGCCGAGAGGUGGAGGUGAUGCGUCGAAGGGGAAUUGCGACUGUGAUGGAUACCAGUGAGGAAGGGGACGAGGAUGAGGAAGAAGGGAUGGCGGGCGUUGUUUUCACGGGUGCCUCGAUUCAGCAACAGCAGCAGACCCAGUCUGCGCUCGAAGAACAUGCUCAGUUGCAGGCCAAGCAGGAGUUUGCAUUGCUCGUCGCGGAAAGCUCAAAAGCCUAUCAAGAGAUUCUCCAGCAACAGCAACAACAACGUGCUCUAGCGGCCGCUGUAGUUGCAGAGGAGCAGCGCCGUAGGAAUUCGUGGCCCAAGCAGCAGCAAUUGCAAACGACAGGAGGAGGUGGUGGUGGUGGAGGGAUUUCUUACGUAAAUCAACCCUUGACUUUUCAACAGCAGGCGUACCUUCAGCAACAGCAACAACAGCAACAGAGAUUGAUCCAAUUGAAACACGAACAACAAUACCAACAACAUCAUCAUCGCCAACUCGAGUUCGAGGAAGAGAAGCAGCUCCUCCUGAAGCAGCAAGAACAACUCCAGCAGCAGAUACAGCAACAGAAGAUCUACAGGCAACGAAUGUAUGCCACGAGCAGCCCCUCUCUCAACGUACAGACGAGGUUCUCUCCCCCACAGCAGCAGCAAGUGCUGCACGUCCAAGUGAUGCAGACCCCUCAGGAACGUGGCGCCAAUGCGAUCAGCAUGGUGAAGACCAUGAACCAAAACAACACGGCCACCACUGCUUCUAACUGGAAUUACACAGCCCAUCAUGCUGCCGGCAUUGGACGUCUCUCUCUGUACUAG
Linnemannia hyalina is the source of this 873-nucleotide messenger RNA. NCBI's taxonomy places the organism in Eukaryota, Fungi, Mortierellomycota, Mortierellomycetes, Mortierellales, Mortierellaceae. The record is from the annotation of a GenBank genome assembly.